Molecule: messenger RNA, 1592 nt
Organism: Annulohypoxylon maeteangense
Lineage: Eukaryota; Fungi; Ascomycota; Sordariomycetes; Xylariales; Hypoxylaceae
Product: D123-domain-containing protein
Exons: 2
Coding region: 149-1390 (413 amino acids)
Cellular component (GO): cytoplasm
Source: RefSeq, a predicted model, not a curated record
AGAGCAGUGCCUGGGGAGGCGAUAUAAUAAACCUUGAAUAUUUAUAUAAAGACUCUACCUUCUCUAUUUUAGUUAUGAGUUCUAUUUUAUAAACGAAUUCGGAAUUUACUAGAGACUUCUCAGAUUCGUUCGGGAACAAGCAUAGAAGAUGCCUGUAUCUACCACAACCAAUCCUCAAUCCGUCCCCGGACCGUCAAAUUCGACCCUGCAGUUCCCUCCGAUUACAAGGGAUCAUAUAAUCAAUUGUUCAUACGAUUCUUGGUUCCCUAAAUACCGUACAUCAUGCAUAAAAUCGCGGAUUAUCCCGCUUUCACCAGAGUUCAUAGAUUACAUUCGCGAAGAUGGCAUUGUUCUUGCCGAUGACGAUAGAGCGGAGCCGGAGAACGAUGAAUGGGAAUCAGCACCUUCGACAUUUCGACCACCUAUCGAAGAAGUCGAAUCAGACUCCGACAGUGACGAUGAAGAGGAAGCACCAAGUCUGCCACCAAACCAGAGAUUCCCCGAGCUGCACCAGACCAUCAAGGACAAGAUCACCGAAUUAGGUGGCGCGGUGGCGCCAAAGCUGAACUGGACAGCGCCAAAAGACGCAGCCUGGAUAUCACCACACCAGAACACAAUCAAAUGCACGUGUCCCAACGACAUCUACCUACUCCUAAAGAGCUCAAGCUUCAUCACACACGACCUAGACCACGCCUUCGACAACUGCACACCCACAAGCAACACCUCCGCCUCCACCUCCCCGCCCUUCAAACCCGUCCUCGUGCUCCGCUCCUACUUCAACCCGCACACAGCAAUGGAGUUCCGCUGCUUCGUCAAGCACCGCAACCUCAUCGCCAUCUCGCAGCGCGACCUAAACUUCUACGAGUUCCUGAAGUCGCUGCGCGCGGAUAUCGUGGGCCGGAUCGGGCAGCUGUUUAAUAAGAGCCUGCGGUACACGUUCCCGGACGGCAACUUCACCUUCGACGUGUACAUCCCCGAGGGCGAGGACGAGCCGCUCUCCCGCGCCCGCCUUAUCGAUAUUAAUCCCUGGGCCCCGCACACAGAUAGCCUGUUGUUUGGUUGGGACGAGCUGCUUGGGAUGGAAGUCCCGGAUGGUCCGGUUUUGGGGGUUAUUGGUGGGGUUGAUGAGGAGGUGCCGGGAAUGUUGGAGGAGGAUGAGGAUGAUGAGAGUGAAGAGGAGGACUUUGCACCGGAGCUGCGACUGGUUGAGAAGGAGGACCCGUCGGCGUUCAACUUCAGCUCGCCGCAGUACUCGGCGCAUAAGCUGCCGAAGGACGUGGUGGAUGCGAGUUUGGCUGGGGAAGGAGGCAUGCGCGAGUUCGCGAGGAAGUGGAGGGAGAUGACGGAGUAUAGGGAGAAUGUGGCGGGUUGGGAGAUGGAUGAUAAAUAGGUAUCGUAUGGGUGAGGUGUUUGGAUAUGGUAUACGAUGUCUCUACUUGGGAGGAAGUGUUUUUGAAAUGGAUUCAUUGACAUAUCCUCGCUUGACCUCAACGCUCAUAGAAACCCGCCCGUAUUACUUAUUGGUGUAGGUAGGUAAGUUAAUCUCCUACUACGAAGACAAAAUAUUGCUAGGAGUCGAGGAAAACCCGGAA